Culex pipiens pallens (northern house mosquito) is the source of this 740-nucleotide messenger RNA. RefSeq names its product rhodanese domain-containing protein CG4456-like. Gene Ontology annotation, cellular component: mitochondrion. The transcript is spliced from 4 exons. Bases 73 to 657 code for a protein of 194 amino acids. The record is from RefSeq and is a predicted model, not a curated record. Gene Ontology annotation, molecular function: thiosulfate-cyanide sulfurtransferase activity. Lineage: Eukaryota; Metazoa; Arthropoda; Insecta; Diptera; Culicidae.
GUUCAUCGUGAAGGUAAAUAAAUACCAAAGUCGAUCCGACUCGCGCAGUCCUCAACCAAAAUCUGUGAUAAGAUGAACGCCUCCCUCGCCGGAUUAAGACUGAUGUUGCGGGCCGGGCCCGCCGCCCAAUUGGUCCGCCGACACUUCACUGUCAAUGUCACAAAGUUGGCCGGCAUCCGCUGUAGCGGCAGCUUGCUGGGAUCCGAUCGAGUGAGAGCGGCACUGAACUCCUCAGUAGGCGGCGUUCGGCGUUGCCAUGGCGGCGACUGUUCGGUGAACAAAUUCGACAAGUCCUGCAUCGACCCGAAGCUGGUGGCAUCCUACGAUGAGAUCGUCGACCUGCCGAACCACCCCGAGAAGCUGCUGGUGGACGUCCGCAAUCCGGAGGAGCUGGCCGCCACCGGAGUGAUCCCGACGAGCAUCAAUAUUCCUCUGAAAACCGUCGCCGAUGAGCUGAAACUGUCCCCGGAGGCGUUCCAGGCCAAGUACGGCCGUAAGAAGCCCGCCGAAAGCGAUCCCAUCAUCUUCAGCUGCCGGUCGGGAGUGCGUGCUGGAAUGGCCGCCAACGAGGCCGACAAGCUGGGCUUCAAGAAUGUGAAGAACUAUGUCGGUUCCUGGUUGGAGUACGCGGAAAAGAACGGACUGCCACUGGAGUAAGGAAUUCUCCCGCGGAUCGAUUGCAUUAGAUUAAAAAUGUCUGAGAUUGAGUGAGAAUAAACAGUUCAGGUGUUUGUAUAAAA